AUGAACGAUUUAAAAUUGGAAAUUGAAUCGUUGAAAAAUCAUUGUGAUUCGUUACAAUUAGAAUACAAUGAAUUAUCCAAGAAAUAUAAUAUAAAUGAAGAUCCAAAACAAUUGGCAAAUUUACGUAUCAAAUUAUUAAAACAAUAUAACGAAUUAAGAGAUACAGGCUUGAAGUUAGUUCAAUUGAUUGCUCAAGAAAGAAAUCUUUCAAUAAAGGAAAUCUUUCAAGAAAUGGAUAUAUCAAUGCAUGAUUGA
Messenger RNA from Henningerozyma blattae CBS 6284, 255 nucleotides. It is a transcript of the gene SAE3, whose product is annotated as Sae3p. Gene Ontology annotation, cellular component: Swi5-Sfr1 complex; Swi5-Swi2 complex. Gene Ontology annotation, biological process: double-strand break repair via homologous recombination; meiotic joint molecule formation; meiotic DNA recombinase assembly involved in reciprocal meiotic recombination. Lineage: Eukaryota; Fungi; Ascomycota; Saccharomycetes; Saccharomycetales; Saccharomycetaceae. The transcript is spliced from 2 exons. The record is from RefSeq and is a predicted model, not a curated record. Bases 1 to 255 code for a protein of 84 amino acids.